AUGCAAGCCAUUAAUCCUGUAGAUGUUCAUGUUGAAAAAGAAUGGCGUGUAGGAUCAGCUGUUAAGAAAAAUGUUAAAACAUCAAGUAAUACAAAUCGAACUGCACCUCGCAUGCGUACACAAGUUGUGAGCAAGACUAAACCUAAAAAAACCAAACCUAUAGUAUCACCAUCACCUAAAAUUCCUAAACAAGUUGUUGUGCCUAAAUUAGUUUUACCAGUUCGUUCUUCAAGUUCAUCACCAAAUCGAGAACCAUGGGUUCCACCACCAGGUCGUUCAACAAAAGGACAAAAAGUUUCGUGGCAGAGUCCAGAAUCACGUUUGGAAAUUAAUCCCGUUACGGAAAUAAUAAUUAAUGAUGGAAACAGUCAAAAUAUAAAGUCUGAUAGACAAAAUAGCACAAAUAAUUCUCAGACAAAUACACUUUCGACUUAUGAAGAUGGAAAAUUAAUAGGAGAAAUUCAAAACUAUGAAAAACGUAUUCAAGGACUUAUUGAUGGUAUUGGAAUGCUUAAAGAACGAAUGCAUAAUCAUGCAAAUACUCCUGAUCAAACUAAUCAACUCCGUUCGGAUAUUGACUCAUCUUUAUACGAAUUAGAACAAUUACAACAAGAUUAUACUAAACGUUUAUCUAGCCAAAAAACAAAAAUUUCUCGUGCACGAUCACUAUCACCUGUUCGUAAUAAAAAUCGUUCGUCAAGUGCUGAUGAACAACGACAUAGAAGAACUACAACACCAAGAGUUUCUUUUCAAGAUGAUCCAAUUAUUACAAAGCGACGAGCACGUAGUACAACACCGAUAAAAGGUCCACUAUAUCUUAAUCCAGAUCGAGAACGAUUAUUAAUAUCAUUAACUGAAUCAGAAGCAGAUGUUGCACAAAUUACCAAACAAUUAUCUUCAGUGAAUGAUAUCCUCAUAAAACUUAAAUUUGAAGACAAACCAUUGUCAUUCGAAGUUGAACAACUUUAUCAACAUCGAAAUCAACUAUUACAUUUGAUUGAACAAUUUGAACGUUCAAAUAGUAAACUUAGAGAAUUUCUUCGUCAUCAAUAUCAUUUAGAAGCUGAACAUGGAAUAAUUAAUGAUAAAUAUGAUACAUAUAAAACACAUAUACAUGAACUUGAAAAUGAAAAUCAACAGAUAAGACAUUUAUUACUUAGUCGAGAAAAUGAUAAUAUUGCUUUACUAACGGAACUUGAACGUAUAAGAACUCAUACAAUUGGUUUUGAUACAAUGAAAACAUCAUUAGAACAUAAUCGUGCUCAUCUUCAACGAGAAUUAUAUGCAAGAGAAGGAGAAAUUAAUCGAUUACAAUGUAUUAUAAGAGUAAGAUCAAACUGUCUCUAUAUACUGAUAACUUAUGGAAUAUGAAUACAUUAAUAAAUCGAAUUAUUUUGAUUCCAUCGUAUCGCUUAAGAUAUAUUAAACAGUUUGGGUAUAGAAGUAAAAUUAGUUCUAACUUGUUUAAAAUCAGAUCAUCGAUAUAUAUAUAAAGAAAAAAGUACUUACACUCUUUAGUACUCAUAACUCUAACUUGUAUAGAUAUUAUAAAUUCUCUAAUAUAUUGUAUCUUUCUUUUUAGACAUUGGAACGCGAUCUUCAACGAAACCGUUUUCC
Molecule: messenger RNA, 1617 nt
Organism: Adineta steineri
Lineage: Eukaryota; Metazoa; Rotifera; Eurotatoria; Adinetida; Adinetidae
Source: the annotation of a GenBank genome assembly